AUGCAUAGAGUUGUUCUUGAGGAAGAUGACCCUAAAAUAGAGUUUGUCCAGUAUGAAGCUGUAUUUUACAACAAAAACUCAGACAACGAUGGAUACACAAGGGACAAGGUAUUUUACAAGACAAAUGGGAAAUGGCUGAUGGAUAAGCCCAACCUUAUAGGAAAGUCGGACAAUACAACAUUAUUAAAAAUUAAGAACACACCCCUAGAAUCAGUAAAUUACGUAAACGCUUACCUAGCUAAUAUCGGGAAUAAACUUGCGGACGAGAUAGGAAUAUCUAACAUAGGUGUAAAGACGCUUGAGGAAGAAGAUACAAAUUUAACUUCACUUUGUUUACUGGAUACAGAUGUUGAUGAGGUUCAUAAAGUUAUAUCCAAUCUGAAAGAGGACAGUGCUCCCGGAUGGGAUGUUACUAAAAAACCAUCCAGUUUUUCAGAAUUGGAAGAAAUAAAACCAGCCGCUAAGAAAAAUAAAUGUUUCGGCAUAUCCAAAGUACCUGGGAGAGAUGUAUGUUCUGAUGACGUAAUUUAUGAGGAGAACUUUGACACAUUUCGCGAAGAUUUCUGGAACAUUGAUCAGUAUAUUCCCUAUGAUCAUCCGGAACAUCCCUUCAUAUCUUAUCAGAAGUUGGAAGGUGCUAACUCAACAGUUUUUGUAGAAAAUGGUUCACUCUAUAUUCGGCCAAAAUUCCAGCAAAACUUACCCGGGUUUGACGAAAGUAGUUUGUACAAGGGGACUUUGGACCUGACCAGCCAUGAUGGGGUCAAAUUUGUCAGUCAAUCUACAUUUGCAUUCAAAUAUGGUACAAUGCAUGUUAGAGCAAAACUACCUAUCGGCGAUUGGCUCUACCCUGAAAUCCUUUUAGAAUCGCUAUACAAUAAAUAUGGAAGUUUACAUUACUCUUCUGGAAUAUUAAAAAUAGCCAUGGUCAGAGGUAAUACUGAGCAAAAUAAACCAAAGUUUAAUAGUCAGGUAUUAAAAGGAGGUCCCGUUUUCAACUCACAUUGUUGGGGUGCGUUUGAUUUUUACUCUAAAAAACCAUCCGAUGGUCGAUCGUGGGGGGAUGACUUUCACAAUUAUUCAGUAACUUGCUCACCAGAACCUCCUCCUUUUAUAAGAAAGUUAAAUAAAUGGGUUUCAGCAUCAAUAAAAAUUGUAGUGGAUGGAAAAACUUGGGUCCCAUUUAAACCGGGCUCUGGUGGCCUCAAAUCUUGGCUACCGAGAAACUGCAGAGGGGACUGGUACAAACUGUUGGACGGUGCUCCCAAAAUUGCACCUUUUGAUGAUUACUUUUACAUUACCUUCGGAGUGGCUGCUGGCGGCUUCUUCGAAUUCCCAGAUGAUCUGGUGACUGGUGAUGGAACACCUAAACCGUGGAAUAAUGGCGAUCCCAAAGCGGUUUAUAACUUCUGGGAUAAAAGAGAUGAAUGGAUCGACUCGUGGGAUGAUCCUGAACUAGUUAUAGAUUAUGUGAAAGUUAUAGCUUUAAGUAGAAGAAAUAGCUAUAAUAAUUAGUUUAGUAUGAAACUGUUCGAGGAAUAGCAGAAACUUAUUUGUUUAACAGCAGAAUUAAAGAA
This is a messenger RNA of Colias croceus (clouded yellow), 1577 nucleotides long. Its product is annotated as beta-1,3-glucan-binding protein-like. The record is from RefSeq and is a predicted model, not a curated record. NCBI's taxonomy places the organism in Eukaryota, Metazoa, Arthropoda, Insecta, Lepidoptera, Pieridae. Gene Ontology annotation, biological process: carbohydrate metabolic process. Gene Ontology annotation, molecular function: hydrolase activity, hydrolyzing O-glycosyl compounds. Bases 1 to 1515 code for a protein of 504 amino acids. The transcript has 10 exons.